Molecule: messenger RNA, 1915 nt
Organism: Colossoma macropomum (tambaqui)
Lineage: Eukaryota; Metazoa; Chordata; Actinopteri; Characiformes; Serrasalmidae
Exons: 7
Coding region: 1-1701 (566 amino acids)
Biological process (GO): DNA recombination; meiotic DNA double-strand break formation; homologous chromosome pairing at meiosis
Cellular component (GO): condensed nuclear chromosome
Source: RefSeq, a predicted model, not a curated record
AUGAAGCCAAACGUUUGGAACAUAAAGGAUGUUUUGAAUAUCCCAUCAACCUCGAUGGCAGCAAAAUCUGGCAAGGGAGGUGCAACUAGUGACUACUCCAGUCUGACUGACUCCCAGCUUCUGUUUGGAUCUCAGUUCUGGCCAGAGAAUUCUCAAGGCUUUUCCCAGGAGUUAAGUGGACCGUUCAGAGGUUCUCAGCCAGCCUCACAGGAGAUAAGUGAACUGAAGGUUUCGACCAGUUAUCAUUCCAAGCCUUUGUUGUUUGGAGAUGGCAAAGCAGCAAACAUCACUGGUGGUAAAACCUUGGGCAUAUUAGACAGGUUUGAAGAGGAGAAAAGAAAGGCCAAAGAGAAUGAAAUUGUCAGUCAUGGAUUCCGACAGCUGCAUGAAAGUCUGGAAAAUAUCAAAAGAACGAUUUUAAACGUCAUUGAGGGGAGCUGUGAUUUCAAUAAAAAGACUGUAGCUGAAGGAAUCGACAGUCUUAGAAAAACAAUUCAGGAUGAUUUAGCCAACGUAAAGGAGAGCAUAGCAGGUCAGGCAGAAGUGCUGGCGAAUCUGCAGAACCAGACACAUAAAGAGAGGAAGGACAGUGAAGCUAAGAAAAUAAUGAAACAGCAAUGUAAACAUCACAAAUUGGAAUAUUUUACUUUUUAUAUCCACACUCUGAAGGAGAUUUCUCUGUUUUCACAGACCACAUUGGCUGUAAAAGACUUGAGCUCACUCGUGCUCAGUCUCCAGCAGGAUUUGGAAUCUCUAAGAGAAGACCAGAGAAAGGAGCACAGUGUGUUUGGAGAGCUUCAGUCUCUACUUGGCACAAUAAUGGCCACUCAGUCAUGUGGAGCUCUUCCUAGACCUGUCAGAAUGACUGACAACACGGUUCAGACAUCACCUGGUCUUGUAGAGAGGUUCUGUGUCAUUUCAGAGGAAAAGCAUUUUUGUGAAGGCAUUAUGUUUUGCAGUGGGACUCAUUCAGAGGGAAGAGCAGACCACAGUGUGUGUCUUGUUAAAGCAAAAUCUCCAAAAAAGCUUAACACAGAUGCAUCUCUCCGGGUCUUACGCCCUGUGUCUAUUGACAAGCAGAAGCAACUGUUCAACAACACAGCGGCUGAGAAGUCCUACUGCACACGCUCAGUGAUGACCACUGCUUCGAACCCAGCAGUCACUACGACAGUCACUGCUGAUCUUCAGAGAAGUUGUAUAGUUGGAGCCCCUGUGCAUGUGGAACGAGUGAAGCCUUUGGUUAAUAUGGAGGAGAACAGGUUCACAACCUGGAAUGAGGUAUCUAGACAGAAAAAAAUGCCCAGGAGAGGACAGAGAAGCCAGCAUUUCAGAAGGAAGAAGAGGGCUUUGAUCUUACCACAGAGGAGACCGAAUAACAGGAUGGCUUCAGUUGACAUUUUUGAGGAUAACCAACAUAAUGAAGAGCAUGAAAAUAGGGUGCCUCUAUCAACAGUCAAAACUGUUCCAGAGAAUCAUCUACCGUCUACAAAGCAGCAAGGCACAGCAGGACUGACAAAUAGGAGUGGUUGUGGACAGCACCUGAAUCCUUGGUCAUGGUCCCAGGACAGCAGCAGCUCCCAAAUAAUGGUGGAAUACAAGAAGGCUGAACACGAAGCAGUGAUGUCUGAGCACAAAACUAAUACUAUAAUGAGACAGACCGGCAUCUGGCAGCUCUUUGAUUUCAUCAGUGACUCGGAUUAAUUCUCUAACUAACGCUCCUAAUGCCCUGAUGAGGGCCUAACUGUUCAGAGAAAGGCUAAAUGUAUUUUAUCAAAGGCAAAACAAGUUCUUUAUUAAGGAUUUCUGUAGAAUUUUGUAUUUCUUUAAACCUUGGGAAAAUAAUUUCCAGUUCAUGUGGUUCCACAAUUUUAUGUUUCCAAUGAUCUACAAAUCCAUGAAUUUAGAACAGCAAAUG